Messenger RNA from Triticum urartu, 2472 nucleotides. The record is from RefSeq and is a predicted model, not a curated record. Lineage: Eukaryota; Viridiplantae; Streptophyta; Magnoliopsida; Poales; Poaceae.
AUCACCACAAGUCCACAACACAAGCAAACACUCCGGCAUAGCAGAGCUAGAGAUAAAGAGAUCGACAUGAUGUUCCCAUCACCAGGGGGUGCGGCGAUGGCGCUGGCCCACGGCCAAGCAGCUUCCACGGGCGCAACGACCGCCGGCGGCACCGCGACCGCCAUAACCUUCAGCUUCCAGCCCUCCGAUCCUCCUGUGAACGGCGGCCUCUCCCACCACCAUAGCCUCCUAGGUUACAGCCCCCUCGUACUAGACCACCCAACCACCACUACUUCCUCCUCCACCAUCCCUACCGCCGCUCCCACACUUCACCACAUCCAUGCUCAUGCCGGAGCCAUCCAUCCUGCAAGGUCAUCCCCUCCACAUCCAUGGUCUUGCGAGGAAGCUGAUCGAGAAAGGCAGAGGGGGAAGGGCGCGGUGGCAGGCAUGGGGAUUAACAGCGCGGCGGCCGGCGGAAGUGGAGGUGGUGAACGGUCACACGGGUCGUCGGCGGCGGCUGCGGGGAUGGGGGUCGGCGCGGUGAGGAUGAAGAAGGCGGCGGGGGGAGGAGCGGUGAAGGCGCGGCGGAAGGUGCGGGAGCCGAGGUUCUGCUUCAAGACCAUGAGCGACGUCGACGUGCUCGACGACGGCUACAAGUGGCGCAAGUAUGGCCAGAAGGUCGUCAAGAACACGCAGCACCCACGGUACGCACUGUACAUCGAUAUAGCUCCUCCAACCCUCGACGUGACGCACAUAUACAUACGCUACAUAUGUGCAUGUGUACGAUUUUAUGAAGCAACUGCCUCAUCAAACUGAAAUCUCAUGAAAUGAAAUUCAAUGAAAUGUCCUUUAUCAAAAAAUCAAUGGGGGUCGGCGCGGUAUAUCUAGAUUAUAUAGAUCUCAUGAUAUUUUGUUUUUAAUGUCCAAUUUGGUGUAGGACUCAUCAGAAGUGACAACUUGACUAAUUAGGGUUAUCAGUUAAGUACUAUGGAUUUUGUUUCCAUUUAACAAAACAUGGAUUGCAGUUUUUUGGGGGGUUAUUUCCACUUUGUAAAACUCUAUAAUCUAUCCCUGAAAGAACUAUAUAAUCUAGAUAUACCAAAGUUUAUGCUCAAAAUUUUUAUCCAGGAUGUAAUAUGGCAAGCAUAAAUAGGUUUAGUGCAGGCGCAUAAUAUAUAUGAACUAUAAUUUUCUUGGAAGUAUUGUUUUGGCUGUUUUUAAAAUUUAACCCUGGUACAAUUUCCAAAAAAAAAUCUCCAUAAAUUAAGCACAUUUUGAAACUGUUUCUUUAUUAGAAAAAUUCACAUAUUAAUGCAUUAUUACAUCGAAGGGCGCUAUAAAAUGAUGAAAGGCUAAAAACAAUAUUGGGAAAAUAUUAGAACCUCUGUUUCUCUUUCUACUGAGAGACAAACCGCUUUCUAGGGUUAGCCUAAUGCAUAUGAAGUUAUGAACUAGGCUUUCUUCAUGGACAAUUCCGCUCUUUUAAUUCUAGGCAUUCAUGUGUUGUUGCACGCUAAUCUCCUUCGUGUUAGUAAGUAUAUAUUCAUGCAUGCUUUACCAUAAGUGUACUAUGGGUAUCUUGAAGCAAUAACUAACUAAGUGACACUAUUCAACUUGAUUAUCGGCGACAUAUUGGGCUCAACUUAGUGAAGCUAAUUAGUUUGAAUACUCUAACAUCAUUAGUUAAGGCCGCGUUUGGAACACAUGAAUUCGAAGCGUAUGAAUAUACAUUGAUUCCUAAAGCAAACAAAACCACGGGAAAAGUGCAAAACUGUUAUUUGGCUGCCACACAUGAAUAUCACAGAAAUUGUAGACGGGAAGAAAAGAAAACAUGGGGUAGGCCUCAUGUUUGGUUUCUUCCAAAUUUCCUAUGGAAUAACCCAUUCCAUAGAAGUUUCGAAGGAAUAUAGGAUAACAAUUCCUUUGUUCCAAACAACACCAAAGGAAAAUUUCCUAUAGGAAUUCUAACCUCCAAAAUUCCUAUGUUUUUUCUUUGGAAGAUCAUGCUGCUAACCAUGUUGGAUAAAAGUAUUCCUCACCGUAGCCUGCAAUCAUGUACACGCCUAAAACUUGCUUUGACAAGCAGAAUGUUUUGGAUACUAUGUCAUUCUCUUUACGAACCUUUUUACCCAACAAAUAGCCCUCAUUCGGGAGUUGACAGACUUAUUGAGUUAAUAAUGAAGUUCAUGUUUAUUUUUCGAAAUGGAUGAAGUUCAUGUUUGAUUUCUAGACAAGCUUGUCAUGGUGUUCUAGAAGGGAAACGUAUAAACUACAUUAGUUUCAUUUUUAUAGUAAACCCAUUGAUGAAAGAAAUAAAAUAAAGUUGUUGAAGUACAAUUUUGUGUAAUGUGUAUUUAGUAAGUUUGAUGAUCUUGAUACAAAUAAGGAUUAUGUUAUUUUACCAUAUUGAUUGACGUGCAUCCCUUGAAUUAUGUAUUAUAUUUACUAUCCAAUUGAGUUGGUAUAAGUUAUAAAAUUGUUCUAGACCAGAAC